Nylanderia fulva is the source of this 908-nucleotide messenger RNA. RefSeq lists its product as uncharacterized. Lineage: Eukaryota; Metazoa; Arthropoda; Insecta; Hymenoptera; Formicidae. The record is from RefSeq and is a predicted model, not a curated record.
UCACUUCGUGUUUGUCCGACAGUAAGUAGCCAUCGCGCAGCGCGAGUCAAUCUCGGGGUAAUAUCAGCGUAGUCUAGCACAGCACGUCUCAGGUUUCGAGCCUCCGAGCGAUCUCCACGCGAAUUCGCGAAACAGCACAGCUGACAACGCAAAUCGGCCGACUCGAAUUCGUGGAUGAACAUUCGAGGAAGCAAUCGAGAGCAACGACAGAAGGCACCAGAAGGCCGGCUCUCUCACUCUUUUUCUCUCUCUCUCACUCUGUCACUCUCGCAUUACGCGCUCUAUCCCUCUCGCUCGAGCUCGUAUCUCGCUCGCAGUUCCUCGACUUCUCGUCGCGAGACGUAUAAUCGGGCACCUCCCUAAGAGGAGGGCGAUACAUCCAUCUGUCUCAGGCUCACCCGAGCGGCGGAUUUUCACGCUAGAAAGCGGCCGUCCAGCAGGGCGAUACCAUUUUAUAUGACUUUACUUCGACGACGAGAAACAUCCAGGAUAUCAUCCAGAGGGAAAGGAUCGGCGUGUAGCAAAGGCGGCGGCGACAGUAGGACACUAUCAUCCGACCGGAGAUCAUCAAACGGCAACACCAUCACCACCCACGUUCGUUGGUUUUCGCGCGAGUUAACCAGCGAGUUAACAUCAACAUCACUACCGACCUGGUACCACCGAUUACCGGGCUUUCUUAGGGCGACGAGCAACGGACACGCAGCGUGUAUGAUCAUUGAAGACUCCCCUACCCCACCCGCCACCGCCAAACCGAGGCAAUACUCGAGGCAUCAAGAUACCACCCAACGAUUCCUAAACCUCCACCUGGUCCUGCCCAAGCACAGGACCUCAAAAUUUUCCAGUAAUAGGCAUCGGAAGUUACAGCCAUUCAGAGAAACGUGACUGGCGUCAGCGGGUAGCGGCGCGGC